Messenger RNA from Leptidea sinapis, 915 nucleotides. RefSeq names its product lysosomal acid glucosylceramidase-like. The transcript is spliced from 6 exons. The coding region runs from base 19 to 861 and encodes 280 amino acids. The record is from RefSeq and is a predicted model, not a curated record. Gene Ontology annotation, molecular function: glucosylceramidase activity. NCBI's taxonomy places the organism in Eukaryota, Metazoa, Arthropoda, Insecta, Lepidoptera, Pieridae. Gene Ontology annotation, biological process: glucosylceramide catabolic process.
ACGUCCUUUUUCAGGUUUAUGGAGUUGUACGAAGCAGCAGAAAUCCACACUUGGUCGCUGACUACGACCAAUGAACCAAUUAACGGGAUUGUACCAUUCGUAGAUUUCAACUCGCUGGGAUGGUUCCCGUCUGAUUUGGGUCGUUGGGUGGCACAGUACCUUGGACCGACUAUCCGGAACUCUCGCUUCAACGAUACCUUGAUAUUUGCAGUUGAUGACCAAAGAUAUCUUCUACAUGUUUACUUAAACGGGAUGGAGCGAGGUGACCCAAAUGUGAUGGAUUACGUGGACGGUAUCGCUGUUCACUACUACGGCAACUUCGCGCCGGCAUUACUACUGGACGAUGUGCACCGAAGAUACAACAAAAUGUUACUCGCCACUGAAGCCUGCGAGGGUCCAAUGCCCUGGGAUAUCGCACAAGUGAAAAAAGGUUCCUGGGAACGAGCCUAUCGCUACACUAAAAAUAUUAUGGAGGAUUUGAAUCAUCACAUGGUGGGUUGGAUUGACUGGAACCUUUGUUUGGAUGAAAAGGGAGGGCCAAACUGGGCAUACAACUUUGUUGACGCUCCAAUUCUAGUGUUUCCAGAAAACGAUGAAUUUAUUAAACAGCCAAUGUUCUAUGCAAUGGGACACUUCUCUAAAUUUAUACCAAGAGGAUCACAACGAAUUACAGUUUCCGCAAGGAGCAUUGCUAGAAUAUCUAAUGUUGCAUUCAUAACACCCCAGGGCAAUAUUGUUAUGGUGCUGCAUAACACACAAAUAACAGAUACCAAUGUUAUAAUAAGGGUGACCAGCCAACGGACAAUUGAACUUAUAGUUGAAGCAGAGUCAAUUAAAACUAUUGAGAUUAAUCCCAACUAAGUGUAAUGUAAUAAAAACAAAUAACUAUUUAUUAAAUAAACAUUUUCUAAUAUA